Molecule: messenger RNA, 2303 nt
Organism: Micropterus dolomieu (smallmouth bass)
Lineage: Eukaryota; Metazoa; Chordata; Actinopteri; Centrarchiformes; Centrarchidae
Gene: smpd5
Product: sphingomyelin phosphodiesterase 5
Exons: 8
Coding region: 281-2041 (586 amino acids)
Biological process (GO): sphingomyelin metabolic process
Cellular component (GO): extracellular region; cytoplasm
Molecular function (GO): sphingomyelin phosphodiesterase activity
Source: RefSeq, a predicted model, not a curated record
GAGCCGCUGGGAGCAGGGAGGGUUUAUGUUUAGGGCAGCUUUGCUUAACUGUUUUCCAGAUAGAAACUGAUCAUUUCCUUUAACAGACGUCACAACAUAAAUAAAUGUAAUACAAUAAAUACAUUAUCAGGCUGCUCGCUGGAUGGGUUCAUCAGACGGACUGUCCCAGUUUUCGUGCAAAGUGUCCAGUGGAGCCCAUGAAGAAGAGACAGGAAUGAGGCUUGAAUUAGACGUCCUGAUGCUGUUCAUUGUGAUUGUUGCGUAGAGAAGGGACAGAGACAUGGCCCUGCGGGCGUCUCCAUUUCCUAAUGGGUUUGUUGCAGGCAUCCAUGCUGUGGGUUGGGCUCUCAUCCUGCCUUGUUUUUGGUUUCUUGACCGCCUCAUUGCUGUAUGCAAGUCCACCACCCUGGAGCAAACCCAGCGACUGGAGCAGGAAUGCUACUUAUACCCCCUCAAGGUCUUCUUUGGCUCCAUUGUCUUCUUCAUCCUUUUUCUUGCCACGGCUCCCUUGGGCCUCCUGGGCUUUCUCCUCUGGGCGCCUCUGCAAGCCUGCCGAAGGCCUUUUUACUACCAUAGAGAGACACCAUCCUCACCAGAGAAGGGGACCCACACAGGCUUUGAGCAGGUAGGAAAGGCAUCAUUUGGAUUUGCCACAGCCAACCUGUGUCUGUUGCCGGACAGCCUGGCCCGCUUCAACAACCUGGCGCACACCCAGAACAGGGCGACUGCCAUUGGUCAGCUCAUUGUGCAGGGUGUUGAUCGACCCCAUAUUCGCAUCUUUGUUGACUCCCCCAGCAGCUGUGGGACUCUCAGCCCCUCCAGCAGUAUACUCCCCACAGUUAACUCAUCAACAUAUGGGGCCACUGAUAGGCAGGCACAGCCCCCAGUGGGUUAUCAUGCAGACUCUGCUGAAGGAAAUGUUUCAGUCCCAAAGUCCAAUAGUCAUGUGGUUUGUGUGCCCUGUGAUGAUACAGAAGAGCCCUCGACUGAGUCACCUUCUCCCCUUUUCAAUUCCAAUCACAACUCCAACCUACAGGGCCGAACCGGUCACCGGAGUGCUCCCCGAGCUUUGCUCUCCCAGGGUCUCCGCCUGCAGGACAAUGUACCCUGGGAAGUGUCGUCAUUGUUUCCAGCCAAUGUUGACAUACUGUGCCUAGAAGAGGUGUUUGAUAAGAGGGCAGCACAGAAGCUCACCCAAGUACUGAGUCCUGUGUUUGGACACAUACUGUAUGACAUUGGUGUGUAUGCCUGCCAGCCACCGUGCAGCUGUUCCUCUUUCAAGUUCUUCAACAGUGGUCUGUUCCUAGCCAGCCGAUUCCCUGUGCUCGAGGCCCAGUACCACUGCUUUCCCAACAGUCGUGGGGAAGAUGCACUGGCCGCCAAGGGCCUCCUUUCUGCUAAGGUGCUAAUUGGGCAGAAUAAAAAACAGAAGAAAGUGGUGGGCUAUUUCAACUGCACGCAUCUUCAUGCACCAGAGGGUGAUGGGAAGAUUCGUUGUGAGCAGUUACACAUGAUAACCAAGUGGAUUGGUGAUUUUCAAGCUACCAGCAGACAGGAUGACGAGGACGUAGUUUUUGAUGUGCUCUGUGGAGAUUUCAACUUUGACAACUGCUCACCCGAUGAUGUCCAGGAACAGAAUCACUGUCUGUUUGAGGAAUACAGAGAUCCUUGCAGGGCAGGGCCUGGAAAAGAGAAGCCCUGGGUCAUUGGUACACUGCUGGAGCAGCCCACAUUGUAUGAAGAUGACAUAAUAACCCCAGAAAAUCUACAAAGAACUUUGGAGAAAGAAGAGCUAAGAAAGCAGUAUGUCUCCCCUCCUGUUCCUGUAGAGGACUGCCCGUUAGUUUACCCUGAGACUGGCCAGCCAUGGGUUGGCCGUCGGAUUGACUACAUCCUGUACCGUGAAAACUCCAUUUCAAAGCACUGCCGAACAGAAAUUGAAGAGUUGACUUUCAUAACCCAGCUGGCUGGCCUGACGGACCAUAUUCCUGUGGGCUUGAGACUGAAUGUAACUAUGGACUCUGACUGCGCUGAUGAAUGAGGACCGAAGUGAAUACAACGUCACGUUCAAACAAAAAGGAACAAAAUAUACAAAAAUGUACAUGCUCUAAUCUAUACGGGCACAACAAUGUUUUGUUUACAUACUUGAAUUUGUGAUUUCAAUGACAAUGUACUGACCAAUGAGAUUGUACCUCAGGAAUUCAUAUAGAUUUGUUAAAAUUUUAUAAUAUUUACAGUUUUAUACAAUACAGCAUGUUCAGGUCGAGGCAUUAAUUUUGGAAAUAAAUGUAAAUAAUAAAUUU